This is a messenger RNA of Branchiostoma belcheri (Belcher's lancelet), 1414 nucleotides long. RefSeq lists its product as uncharacterized. The coding region runs from base 352 to 744 and encodes 130 amino acids. The record is from RefSeq and is a predicted model, not a curated record. Lineage: Eukaryota; Metazoa; Chordata; Leptocardii; Amphioxiformes; Branchiostomatidae. The transcript has 3 exons.
GGGUCCAGUGUAAUCAUUUUUAUUUGUGAAUAGUUCAAAUAUUUGAAAUGUUUUAUAUAUUGAGCAGUUUCCAUGAGUUUCUGUCCAUUUUUCUAACCACAAUUAACCUAAAUCAUUCCUCCUUCUAACGUCACCAGCCUGAAAAGUUGACUUGUCGUUGGAAACAGAACUAGAAUUUUUUUCAGUCACAACUUUUACAAAAUAAGACCAUGAUAAGACGUCCCAUUUUUGAACCAGAAACUGGAUAUACCUUCGAGAUAGAAAACAGAGGUAAAGACACAGUCUUCUUUCUUUUACAAGCAAGAUCGAGGAAUUUCAACUGCAGAUAAAUUUAACUUUUAAAGGACAAAAAUGGAAAAAAUGGAAGACAGCAUGCCAAAAGUGGAUCUGUCAAGAUUUGGUGUGGAUCUAACAGAUCCCGCAUCUGUGAUGACUCUGUUGGAGUCAACAGAACUUACGGAGGAUGAGAUGGAAUUCCUGCUAUCAGAAGCCAUCAGAAUCAACAAGGAUCUGAAGGAACAGUUGAGUAGAGAAGAGGAUCCCGAGGCGGGUGGGGAGGGGGGGAGAAGUACAGGUGAAGGUGAAGGUGACGGGGAUUCUGACUACAGUAGCAGGGGUAGCAGUGCCACCAGCCACAGCAGCGGCAGUUCUUCUGCAUUUGGGACGUACAGUGUGCUUCCCCCCAUCAAAAAUACCGACCAGAAACCAGCACAGAAGACUACUAGUAAAGGAGCCAGGCAGUGAACAGGACUCACGGCAAGACAUUUCCUGUAAUCCAAAAUGUAUUUUGAAUAUUACCUACAUAAUAACAGUUUGCUAUUGACAAUUUUCCCAAAAUAGAUGGUGUUCUUUUGAUAAAAUUUAAACAUAAGAAAAACCCCAUUUCCCCUCCUACUACAAAAGCCCCCACAAAAAAAAAAAUAAUGAAUUUACAGUAAUAUCAUCAAUCAACCUGUCAAAGCAACCACUGAGUUACUAGUAUUUUGAAAUAUCUGUGUCACUUGAUAGUAUUGUUUUGGUAUUGUGGUUGUGUUAGGCUAUAUAUAUAACAUUACCCCUAAGCUUUCUACAGUUGCCUGAAAGGGUCCAUGCAAAUUGGCAAAGAAAGAGGGGUUUAGAGGAUAACAAAGAAAACCAUAACAACCCUGGAUGUUCUGGAUACACAUGCAUUAGAUGAUGAUAAGGCUAUUUUCCUCAGACGUUUCUUCUUUUAUGGUAGUUGAUGAUACAUUUUGAGUGCCAAAUAAUACAACAAAACAUCAUGGCCAUUACACAUGUAUGUGGUGUACCUGUACCUGAACAAAUCAAAACACUUAGUGGAUGCCAUUGUUGAUAUAAGAUCCCCCAUGCACCUGUUGUGAAGCCACAAGCAGUAUUUCAUUCACAUUGUUACAAUAAAGAUGUCACAAUAAAA